Molecule: messenger RNA, 2827 nt
Organism: Anolis sagrei ordinatus
Lineage: Eukaryota; Metazoa; Chordata; Lepidosauria; Squamata; Anolidae
Gene: IL12RB2
Product: interleukin 12 receptor subunit beta 2
Cellular component (GO): membrane
Molecular function (GO): cytokine receptor activity; protein binding
Source: RefSeq, a predicted model, not a curated record
AUGAAUGCUACUGGAAAUGGCAGUUGUCGGCCAAAUGGAACAGAGGUGACUCUGUACUGCUUGCCAAACAGGACUGUUUUCCCUAAGGGCUUCAAGAAGGUCUCAAUUCUGGAAAACGGCAGUGAAGUGAGCAGCAGUGGAGGUCCUUCAGUCAGCGCCCAUGUUUUCCUGAACAGAUUUGGAACGCAGACAUUUAAAUGCGAGUGUUCAACCGAGAAAAGACCGAAGCUCAUAUGUGAAAUCAGGAUUACCGCUGGACUUCCUCCGGACCAGCCAAAAAAUAUUAUCUGCCGUCAGUAUGGAAAGAACGGGUCUCCCACUUGCUCUUGGGAUGAAGGACGUCAUACUUAUUGUUUUCAUUACUACACAGUAAAGCUAAGCAAUGGAACAUUUGUGGAAGAGAUUCAUUCUAAAGACAACAAAGUGGAUCUCAGCAUAAGCCUGGACUUCAGAUCUACUUACACAGUGGUGGUUACUGCCACAAACUUACUGGGGAAUGUGUCUUCUCAGCCAAUUCAAUCAGACAUAGUGAAGCCUUAUUCUCCAGUGAACCUCUCAGUGAAAUUUGAUGGCUCUGAUGCAACAAAGUGCACAAUUCUGUGGCAAGAUCAAGAAGACACACCACAUUUUAGAUUAAGAUACCAGCCCGUUCAAAGUACUUCCUGGACCAUGGUUGAAAACAUACAAACAAGAAGAUAUGAACUACAUGGCUUAAAGCCAGAUACUGAAUAUAUAUUCCAGGUUUCUGGUCGUUUCCGGCCCAACAAAGGCUUAUGGAGUAACUGGAGUGCUUCAUUUCAAACGGAAGCAGUGCCAUUUGAACCCAGUGAUGUCUGGUAUUUAAAGAAGGCCGUGUCUUCCCAAAUGCAGAACAUAACUCUUUUCUGGAAGGCAAUGGAUGCAUCAGAAAGAAGAAGCCAUCAUUACAGAAUAACAUUUCAGGCCCUCGGCCAGAAGCCUCACAGAAGAGCAGAGACAAAUUUCACAGUACACACAGUUUUCUCACAAACUGUGCCUAAGGCAGACUAUAACAUAAAAGUGUAUUCCUACAACUUGCGGGGAAUGUCUCCACCUGUCCACAUCAUAACUAAACUAGGAAUUACAGACUUGCCACCGCCUAGACAUCUCUUGGCUGCAUCAGAGGCAAAUGAGAGCAUCGUUGUGACAUGGGAAGCCCCGUUUGCUCCUUCACCUUUGAUCAAUGGAUAUGUAAUUGAGUGGACAGAGUUCCAUCAGGAUGAACCCUUGAAAAGCACCCCAAACUGGCUGAAAGUAUCUGCAUCCAACUUUACAGUCAAAAUAGAGAACCUAAAGCCUAACGUGUGCUAUCACAUCAAUGUGUUUGCACUCUAUGAGAGCCAAGCAGGAAAAGCAGCUUCCACUACAGAGAAUGUGUCAGCAAAAGCCCCAUUAAGAGGACCUCACAUUAAUGCAACCAAAGAAGAAGGGAGAAUUUUGGUCUUUUGGGAGGAAAUUCCAUUCCAUCAACAGAUGGGCUGCAUCGUUAACUACAGGAUAUAUGUGCAAAAACGACCCUCCAACUACACCUCUAAGGUCUAUGAGAUCUCUAAAUCCACCCCGCAGCCAUUUCUGAUAAGCAACGUGCAAGUCGGUGCCGCGCAUGCUGUAUGGAUGACAGCCUCCACUGAAGCUGGAGAGAGCCCUAAAGGGAAUGAAGAAAUCAUUUACAUAAAAAAUUCAAAUGCGCAAAAAGAUGUACCUGAGUGGGCUCCUGUUCUAGCGCUCUGCCUUGUCAGUCUUUUUGCCUGCACCUGCUGUGUGCCGCCUGCUAGACAAAAGCUUUUCUCGUGCCUUUCUAUUUUGCUCUCUGAGUGUAAUGGUAAAGCUGUUCCAGAUCCAGCAAACUCCUCUUGCAUUAAAGAAUUCACAUCUUUGCAGGAUGAAUCAAGCUUACAUUUCACACAGUUCCAGAAAAAUCAAAGUAGCUUUGAAGACCCUGAAGUUUUACCAAUAGAGGAAGUCUUCAUGAAAGUGCAAUGCCCACCCUUUCGGGAUCGAUCCCACUUCAAAAACAGUGAGAAAGGAGAAAGCCAAAAAUGUCAGAAGACAGUCAGUUUGGAGGAAGAGGAUCCCACUGUAAAAAAUGUGAACUAUGCUCCUUUGAUCCUUGAUACACCAGGUGUCACCAACAAGCAUCCGCUGCUACCUUUGUAUAGAAAAGUUGCACCCAAAGAACCAAAUCAAGGCCCGAUAUUUUCUGACUAUCUUAGCAAUCCACUUGAGGAUAUCACGGUAGACUACUUGCCAACUGUUACAGCCAAUGAUACGAACAAUGAUGAGGACAGCUUUGAUUUUGAACUCAAUUCAUUUUCUGUAUUCCCGAGAACGUUUCUAUCCCAGUCAUUUUCCCUCGGUGGAAAGCUCACUCUAGAUGCUAUAAGAAUGGACUGUAAUUCUUACACAGACUAAGGUUGCAAUCUUAUUCCAAUUGAUCUGGAAGAAAGAUGUUUCACUGCGGGACUUACCUCAAAGGAGGUGUUUAGAAUUAUGCUGUUAGCUAGGAAGAAGCAACUUUUCUGAUUCCCGAGGGCCAUAUGGUAAUGUCAGGUCAGCCAAGGAUAUCUGCCCAAGGAAUGAGAAAUCUUAAGCAACCCUUCCCUUUCCCUUGAGAUUACACUGUUGGAAGGGCAGAGGUAAAGCCUUUCUAACCCAUCUUAAAAGAGGCAAAGAGAAACCCAAAGCUUGUUGCAUCCAGCUUUUCUUAAUAAUAUAGUAACAAUGUAUUGUCGAAGGCUUUCAUUGCUGGAAUCACUGUGUUGUUGUAGGUUUUCGGGCUAUAUGGCCAUGUUCUAGAAGCAUUCUCUCC